Molecule: messenger RNA, 1144 nt
Organism: Elaeis guineensis (African oil palm)
Lineage: Eukaryota; Viridiplantae; Streptophyta; Magnoliopsida; Arecales; Arecaceae
Source: RefSeq, a predicted model, not a curated record
ACAUCAUUAAACUGUAGCCCACCUCUGUUCCCCAAUACUGAAGCCCUCUUCCCACGCGCUUCUCUCCUCUCCAUCUCAGAUCUCUCCCUCUCCCCCCCUCCUCUCUCCCUCUCUUUCUCAUUACCGGAAAAAACGAACACUAUAGAGAGAAAGCAAGACCUCGGUGGAAGGGAAAAGAAAUAAAUCAAACGGCCGCUAAUUCCCGUCUCCCCCCCUCUCCAUUUCAUUCUUUAUGCGUUUCCAUACUCGCCGGACGGUGGCGCAGCUGCCGGUCGACGGCCGUAAACCUUAACCCUCCCCCAUGGAACCCCGAUCCCUAACCCCGAGCCUCCUCCUCACCCUCUUCUUGCCCCAUCUCCUCUCCGCCGCUGUCUCCUCCUCCUCGGCCCCUCACCCCUCCCCCUCGCCGCCGUCCCCAUCCCCCCCUGCCUCUCCGCCUCCGCUCCCUCCUCCCCCUUUCACGCCACCGAAGCAGUUAGAGUCCGAUAAGCCCCCCUUCCGUGGAUCCCCGCCGCGGAAAACCUCGCCUCCCCGCCGCAGGCCCUCCUGCUCCUCCGGCCACCGUGACUGCCCUCAGCCCCAGCGGAGCGUGGCCAGGAAAUCGCCCAGCAAGCCGGAGCUCAAUUUUGGGGAGAAGCUCGGGCUGUUGUUUGUCGGGGUCGCCGCGGUCCUUCAGGUGCUGUUCGGGACCUUCCUGGUUUACAAGAGAAUGCAGUUGAAGAAGGUGCAGCGCCGAGAACACCGCGACAUGGCCUCUUCUUCCGGCCUCUCUACUUGAUUCUUGGAAUUGGGAUUUGGUUAUUCCCCUAAAUUGAGAGAUGAUAUUUUUUCCCCUUUGGCGUGCUGCCGUGGGUGGAAUUUGUUGAUGGUUUUGUGGAUCUUUUGGUGUGGAGUGGGAGGAUUGGAUUCUUUGAUGGAUGCCCUGCUGCAUGUGGAUAAUCCUGAGUUGGAUUUGGCCAAAUGGAAAUUGGGCGUUUGAUGAUCAGGUCCGUUUCUAUUGUACUCUGUAAAAAUGGGUAAUUUGAUUGAUGGUUUUUACGCCUUCGUUUUCUCCUAUUAUUUGUGAUAUUGCAAUGUAGGCUGUAAACUGCCAUCUGUUAUAUAUUAUAUUGAAAAAUCGUUUUUUUAAUGCUUUUUGAUGUUA